AUGGCUUCAAAAUCGAACAUAAAUGAAAGCAAGACUUCAACUCCCGCUCGCAAAUCGGGACGUGGCGGAAGAAAAAACCAGGAACUGAAGGUUCCGUUCAUAUAUGAUUUUUCAGAUAUUCAAUUCGCACCGAAGAUUGAAAGCAAAUGCUAUUUGAGUCAGACGAUAAAAAAUCUGAAAGAGGUAUUAUCUUCUGAGGAGUGGAGGUACUUCAACGAGGAUUCACAGUUUCGUCACAUAUUCCAUUUGAAAUGUGACGAAAACAUGAAGAUGUUGCCUGUGUCAGUACUCCUACACCGAACGCUGAAGUUAGAGGAGGAAAAAGGGCAGUUAUGGUUUGUUUUAAAUGGCGUUCCUAUCAGGUAUUCUAUAACCGAGCACGCCAUUAUAUCAGGAUUGAAGUGCAACCAGUAUCCGGAAGAUUGGGAAGGGCGCAGGAAAAGCGAUUUUCGGAUAAAGACCUUCGGACCUGGGAAGGUCACGAGGAAAGCAGUUAUGGAAAAGUUGCAAAAGAGUAAACACAGUCGGAUUGACAGAAAGAGAUUGGUGACACUGAUGUUGCUAUCCGGAGUACUCGACCCCGAGAACAGAAACGAUGACUCUAUCAACCAUGAUCUGGUUGAUAUGGUCGAUGAACUUGAGUUAUGCGAAGAAUUUCCGUGGGGCAGGUACUCAUUCGACAAAUUGGUAGAACAGUUGCGGAAGAUUCUACAAAGUCCUACACCGAAGGGGAGAUGGCGCUUGACUGGAUUUGUUGUCCCUCUCAUG
This is a messenger RNA of Tarenaya hassleriana, 768 nucleotides long. RefSeq lists its product as uncharacterized. Lineage: Eukaryota; Viridiplantae; Streptophyta; Magnoliopsida; Brassicales; Cleomaceae. The transcript is spliced from 2 exons. The record is from RefSeq and is a predicted model, not a curated record. The annotation marks the transcript as partial.